UAUGUAAUGAACAUUGCAGAUUGCAUGCCCCGAAUUGAGUUUAUUGGCCAUUGGUUGGGUGCCAAACAUAACAGAUGUGUGGGACAGGAAAUUACUCCCAACAGGGUCUUUUUGUCGACUAAGAGAGGUGAGGAUCGAGGGAUGUGACAAACUGGUGAACGUGAUUCUGUCCAAUAUGCUCCCACGAUUGCAGAAUUUAACAGAACUCUCUGUACAAUACUGUCCAAUGGUGGAAGAGAUAUUAUCGGAGAAAGAGGAAGAAAAAGAAGAUGCAGAAGCCAAAGAAAAUACCAUCUUGUUCCCUCAACUAAAGAGUCUAGAACUUGGAUCUCUGGAGAAUCUCAUAAGUUUCUGUACUUCUAGACUAGCAGCACAACACUUCUUCAAACACCCGGCUGCUUUUGCUGCCUUGGAAGAAUUGCACAUUUGCAACUUGCCUAACAUAAUAGAGAUUUGGGGGAAGCAAUUACUCCCAGUUCCAAAAAUAGACGCACAGUCCUUCGAACAAUUGGCUGUCGUGAAUGCCACUUGGUGUGAUAAAUUGGUGAAUGUGAUUCCCUCGAGUAUGUUUCCAAGGUUAAAAAAUCUAAAAUCAAUUUAUGUAAAAGGUUGUCCGGAGAUGGAAGUGAUAGUCUCGAAGAAAGCAAAUGCAACUGUCAAUGGCGAUAUCAUUUGUUUUCCUGAGCUAAGUUCUCUGUCAAUUGACAAAUUGAAUAACCUCAAAAGUUUCUGCAGCAGCUCUCCAAGUUCGGAAGCACAACCGUUGUUUAAUGACCAGGUUGUAUUCCCUGUUUUGGAGGAUCUGUUCAUAAACAGAGUACGAAACAUAACAAAUAUAUGGGAUAAAUUGCACUCAAGAGAGUCGUUUUGUUUUUUGAAGCGCAUGAUGAUUGAGGAUUGUGAAAAACUGGUGAAUGUUGUUCCGUCUUAUAUGAUUCCACAGUUACGAAAUCUGGAAGUAGUCAAUGCUUUUAGUUGUCCAAAGAUGUUAGCAAUAGUCUCAGAGGAAGAGGGAAAAGAAGACGAUGAAAUUCCCAUCUUGUUCCCUAAACUAACUACUUGGAAUCUCAAAAGUUUGGACAGCCUCAAAACUUUCCACACACAACCCUUCCUCAACCACCAGGAAUGUGCAAUUAUGAAUGAUGAUAAGGAAAUUGAGCAGGACAAACGACGACUUCUGAAAGGAAAGGAACGUGAAACUAUGAAUGAAAAUGAUGAUAAAACGUUGGAAAGGAAAAGGAAUUUCGCAAUUAUGAAUGAAAAUGAUGAUGAUAAAGAAGUUGAGAAGGGCAAACAAACAUUUGUCCAACAUUUGACUACGUCUAUGACUGAUGGUAAAAUGGCAUGCGGCAAACCGUAAAUUUUCAUUGAAGUUAUGGCAAGCACAAAUUUGCUGGGGAGUGUAGAACGCUGGACUACCUCGUGCACAAAUUUGCUGGGGAGUGUAGAACGCUAGACUACCUCGUGCACAAAUUCGCUGGUUUUUCUUUUUGGCCAAAAAGAAAGGCGAAUGUUUUCUAAUAUUUGUCAUUUGUAUAUAUUUUUAGCCACAAUCGUUUAGUUUUAUAGCUUCCAUUGUGCGCUUGAUUUCACAUUCCAUUGUUUAUGAACAGCUUCUUGAGUGUGCAUGCAACUUGAAAAACUAUUUAGCUAUCUACAACUGUAAUGAUUAAAAAAAAAAAAAUGUAUGUGAUUGUGUGUUAAUUUAUAUUUGCCAGAGGAUUUGUGUAUAUGAUUUUGGAUGC
Molecule: messenger RNA, 1745 nt
Organism: Camellia sinensis
Lineage: Eukaryota; Viridiplantae; Streptophyta; Magnoliopsida; Ericales; Theaceae
Source: RefSeq, a predicted model, not a curated record